Messenger RNA from Rotaria sp. Silwood1, 642 nucleotides. The record is from the annotation of a GenBank genome assembly. NCBI's taxonomy places the organism in Eukaryota, Metazoa, Rotifera, Eurotatoria, Philodinida, Philodinidae.
AUGAGCAAGAAUAUUUUAAAACUAUACUAUUUUGACACGCGUGGACGUGCUGAAUUUAUUCGACUUAUCUUGGCUGCUGCUAAUCGUUCUUAUGAUGAUGUUCGCAUUGAUUAUUCUCAAUGGUUUGAUUAUAAACCGAAAAUAUUAAUAGGUCAAAUUCCUAUGCUAGAAUUAGCUGAUAAAACUCAAUUGACCCAAUCAUUAUCUAUUGCUCGUUAUUUAGCACGUGAAAUGGGUCUAGGUGGAAAAACUAAUCUUGAAUCUGCUAAAAUGGAUGCUGUUGUUGAUACUCAACGUGAUAUGAAUGAAACAUUAUAUAAUUUAAUUGAUUUUGAAAAACAAGACUUUAAAGAUAUGCAGAAAGUUAACAAGUUUAUCAACGAAGAUCUUUGUAAACAUUGUGAUAAUUUAAGUAAACUUAAAAAUGCUUAUAGUAAAAAUGGUCAAUAUUUUGUUGGUAAUGAAUUAUCAUGGGCGGAUCUUUUUAUUUACAAUUCUAUUGAUGAUUUAUUUCGAUUUUUACCACAAGUGAAAGAUAAAUUUGAUAAUCAAUUCAAAGGAUUAUUUGAUACAAUUCAUAGUAUUAACAAUAUCAAAAAAUAUUUGGAUCAAAGACCAAAAGUAGCCUAUCGAUUUGGUUAA